AUGGUUGAUGUUAAAGACGUUCCUCAAGAUGAAAAGGAUACGUUUGUAUGCAAUAUAAAAGCGCUUAGAAUGAUUAGAUUUUCCCUACAGUUUGACACCUUUCGGUUGGUUAGCUCAUGCAAGACAGCAAAAGAGGUUUGGGACAGGUUGAAAGAGUUGUAUUCUACUGAUGAGGAUCUUGAGCAUUCGAUCCAGACUCUAUUGCUUUCAGAGUUUGGAGACUUCAAGCAGAAACCUGAAGAGAAGCUGAUCCAAGCCUUUGAUCGCUUUAAUCAUUUUCUUAGCAAAAUGAUAAAGCAUGGGAUAGAGAGGAAAGUUAUUGAGCAGAAGGUCACAUUCAUGAAUGGCCUAAGAUCCGAAUGGAUGGUUGUAGUGUCUACUGUAAAGGCCGAUGAACAAUUGAAGGCUUACUUUUUGGCGAAGCUAGUGAGGAUACUAAAGUCAUAUGAAGGUACAAUGACUAAAGAAACGAACGUGGUUUCAAGCAUGGGUUCUUUGGCCCUAAUUUCCAAAGGAAAGAAUGCAAUGAAAGAAGAAGAAGAUUUAGAUCUCUCUGAAUUUAAUCUAACCAAUGAAGAAUAUGCUUUGAUGGUUUCAAACCCAAAGAAGUUCAUUCGGAGAAACUUUCCCACCAAUAAGAACCAAAACUGGCAAGGAAACUACAGUUCUGAAAAGGCAAAGGAGGAACCGAGGAUUACUCCUCAACAAGAAGAACCAAAGAAGGAAAGAAAGAUGUCAAGUGACUCAGGAUUUAAUUGUCACUUCUGUGGAGGCAAAAACCACUUUGCAAAGGACUGUAUGUUGAGGAAGAUGUUAGAGAAGAUUGAAAGUGAAGACAAUGAAGCAUACUACCUGCGAAAGCUAGAAGAGAUUAAGAAGAAGAAAGCUGCUGCAAACAACACUAUGAAUGAUGAAGAAGUGAGAAAGCCUACACAUGGUAGGGAUUUCGUGGCGAAAGAAGACGAGUGUGUGGCUGAAGCAAAGUGUUUGAUGGUGACAGCUGGAGUGUCACAGAUGAGGGGUUACAUCACUGAUGGGGGUCAAGAUGAAGUGAAAGAACGAGAAGACAGGUGCUUCGCUGCCAAGCAUGUUGGUGAGCAGAUCAAUGAGUAUGACCAGUUGAUUAAGAAGAACUCGGUUGAAUUCACUCGUUUGUCCCAAAAUAAGUCCAAAGUUAUGAAAAAAAGGGCUGUGGUGUAUCAGAAGGUCGAAACCACGCCAAAUCAAGUCUGUGCAGUUACCGACAUUACACAGAAGCAAACAGCCGAACUCACAUCAUUAGUGAACGAAGAUAAUGAUGACGGCUGUGAGGAGCAUUUUUGGCCAGCUCCAAUCGAUAAUGCUGAUGAAACAGUUGGUCUUUCUGAGAGAACAUCAUGGAGAGUCAAAGGCAGAUAUGUGGCAUAG
Molecule: messenger RNA, 1407 nt
Organism: Lactuca sativa (garden lettuce)
Lineage: Eukaryota; Viridiplantae; Streptophyta; Magnoliopsida; Asterales; Asteraceae
Source: RefSeq, a predicted model, not a curated record